Symphalangus syndactylus (siamang) is the source of this 2374-nucleotide messenger RNA. RefSeq names its product small integral membrane protein 7 (gene SMIM7). The record is from RefSeq and is a predicted model, not a curated record. NCBI's taxonomy places the organism in Eukaryota, Metazoa, Chordata, Mammalia, Primates, Hylobatidae.
GAUUGGUCGGCUUGUGCUCCUCUCCCCUCCCUCCCUGGGGCUUCCGCUUCCGGUUCUGACGGACGCGUCGGCCGUAACGAUGAUCGGAGACAUCCUGCUGUUCGGGACGUUGCUGAUGAAUGCCGGGGCGGUGCUGAACUUUAAGCUGAAAAAGAAGGACACGCAGGGCUUUGGGGAGGAGUCGAGGGAGCCCAGCACAGGUGACAACAUCCGGGAAUUCUUGCUGAGCCUCAGAUACUUUCGAAUCUUCAUCGCCCUGUGGAACAUCUUCAUGAUGUUCUGCAUGAUCGUGCUGAGAAAACUCAAGCAGAUUGCCUUUCCAUCUAGCAUUGGUGCCAUAACUCUGAUACUACUGUUAACGAAUUGUGAGAUUUGCUGUAAAUAGAUUUAGGAAAAGACACGACGAGAGAAUCUGGUAUUCUUGGCCUCCAUGGGUCCAUCCUUGUAUACUUCCCCCAGAAAGAGAGAGGACAAAAAGUUGGCUGUCCUGAGUGAUUGAAACUCCGAAUGUGGGGUUGCUGUGCAGUCCACGUGCCACCCCAGUGGCUGUUUGUGAAGAUGCUUCCAAGACAUAGGAGAUCUGGGGAGGAUGGCAUUUCACCGUCAUCACAAGGACCGCAAUGUAUUCCCAGAAAGGCUCUUGCCAAGGUAUCACCUGGCAGAGAGGAUGUGAGAGCAUGUAUGAGGCUUGCCUAGCAACAAAGAAGGCUUGUGAAGAGAUCAAGGAACUUACAUGAAAUUGUAGGAAGGGCCAGGCGCGGUGGCUCAGGCCUGUAAUCACAGCACUUUGGGAGGCCAAGGUGGGAGAAUUGCUUGAGCCCAGGAGUUCGAGACUAGCCUGGGCAGCAUGGUGAAACCCUGUCUUUACCAAAAAUCAAAAAAUCAGCCGAGUAUAGUGGCGCCUGCCUGUAGUUCCAGCUCCUCGGGAGGCUGAGAGGGGAGAAUCACUUGAGCCCUGGAGGCAGAGGUUGCAGUGAGCUGAGAUCCUGCCACUACACUCCAGCCUGGGCAAAAGAAGAAGACCCUGUCUCCAAACAAAUAAUAAUAAAUAAAUCAAGACCUAAAGGACAAGAAGACGUUUGCCAUUUGCAGAGCUGGAGAAAAGCAUGGUGGCAUAGGAAGUGGCAUGUGCAAAGGUCCUGGGGCAGGGAAGAAGUCAGCAUUCUUCCCUCAUUCUCAUCUUUGCAAAGGUCCUAGGGCGGGGAAGAAGUCACUAUGCUUCUCUCAUUCUUGUCUUUGCAAAGGUCCUGGGGCGGGGAAAAAGUCAGCAUGCUUCUCUCAUUCUCAUCUUUGCAAAGGUCCUGGGGCAGGGAAGAAGUCAGCAUGCUUCUCUCAUUCUCAUCUUUGCAAAGGUCCUGGGGCAGGGAAGAAGUCAGUCAGCAUGCUUCUCUCAUUCUCAUCUUUGCAAAGGUCCUGGGGCAGGGAAGAAGUCAGCGUGCUUCUCUCUCAUCUUUCCUGUGCACCUGCUUCAUCAUCCUCUCCUGUUUGACCAACAUCUUCAUUCCCUCAUCUGCCAGCCUGUGACCAGAACAGCAGCCUCGGGCAUCCUCCCAGCUCAACUUUCCAAGACCUUCAUAGUCAGUAGCCCAGGGUCCUGUUUUGUUUCCUGGGGCAGAGUCUGUUUGACCCACCUUGGUGUCACUCGGGUCCAUUUGGGGUGGAGGUUCUUGAUUCUGCCAUAACCACUUAGGUCAAGGGUCAUCAGACCACAGGCCAAAUCUCCCCACUGCCUGUUUUUGUGAAUGAACUUCACAGAAGUUCAUGUGUGUGGCUGCUUCUGUGUCACAGCAGUGGAGUUGAGUUGUGUGGCAGAGACCACAUGGCUCGCAGAGCCAGAACUGUUAGUAAACAGUCGCCCGUUACAGAGAAAAUGUGCCAACCUCUGACCCAGGCCAACUCUUUCACUGGGGGCCAUGGGUGAGAGAAGAUUCUCUCAAGAAAGGGCUCUCUUAGGGAGGCAGUGACUGGCUUUCCCAGCAUACUUAAAAACUGGAAAUCACCUAAGUGUCCAAGAAUGGGAAGGAUCAGGUAACUUGAAGGAUGCCCAUGUGACUGGCUGUCACGAUACCAUCACUGAUGAUGUGCCAGAAGGUUCUGUCUGCAUGGGGAAAUGAAACGUUCUGAAAGUGAAGAAAGCCAGAGGGUACUCGUCUGUGCAGCCUGACUUCAGCUGUGUAAUGUGCAUGCAGUAACCAUGGAUAAACCUUAAAUGAGCGCCUUAAGUAUGGGAGUGAAACACUGUUUAGCGAGGGACUUGGAAGGAUCCACUCCAGAUGGGGUAGAGAGGUGACCCUGCGGCAGUUGCUGAGGAAAUUGGCAGAGCCUGGGCAUGGUUCAAUAUUCCGUGUGCCUAUUUCUUUUUUUUUUUUUUUUU